This is a messenger RNA of Emericellopsis atlantica, 2124 nucleotides long. RefSeq lists its product as uncharacterized. The transcript is spliced from 3 exons. The record is from RefSeq and is a predicted model, not a curated record. NCBI's taxonomy places the organism in Eukaryota, Fungi, Ascomycota, Sordariomycetes, Hypocreales, Bionectriaceae. Gene Ontology annotation, molecular function: protein binding. Bases 1 to 2124 code for a protein of 707 amino acids.
AUGUCGCGCAACAUAUCGAGCUGCGGAAACUGCUUGCGGAGAGCUGUGGUGACAGCCUUGCCGGCAAGGAGCACGGCUGCCGGCGCUCUACCGACACUCACGCAGCGACAAUACUCGUCCGAGCCUGCUUCAGCCCCAGGGGAUGCCCCCAGAACAUUGGACCUGGAAGUCGAGGAUCCCGCCGCAGCAGAAACGAAAGCAAAGGCAAAAUUCAACCGCGUUGUGAAGAAUCAGCUGCAGCACAUGUCGGAUGACCCGUAUGCGAUCGCCCAUUAUGUCGAAAAGGCGCUUGACCGUGGCGCCUUUGAAGAGGCGAUCACUGUGACCCGCAAGCUCACAAGCCAGGGGAAGCAGCUUAUCGUGGCGUGGAAUCAUUUGAUUGAUUAUCAGCUGAAGAAUCAGAAUGUCAAAGAGGCACUCAAGAUCUUCAAUGACAUGAAAAAGCGUGCGCAGUUCCCCAGCGUGAGGACGUAUACCAUUCUCUUCCGAGGUCUUGCCAACUCGAAACACCCAAAGCACGCCGUCGCCGAAGCAGUCAAGCACUACAAUGUGCUCCUGAACGACAAGCGCAUCGAGCCCAACUCUACCCAUUUGAACGCAGUCCUCAACGUGUGCGCCAAGGCUGGCGACAUGGACAAUCUCUUCCUCAUCGCGCAGUCAGUCAACAACAAUACCCGCUCGCCGACUGCGUACACAUAUGCGACGAUUCUGCACGCCCUGCGCCACCAUGCCACGGAUGGCGUGGCGGAUCUCACAGAGGAGCAGAGAAUCACUAACCAGCAGUCCACUAUAGAUCGUGCUCAGAAGCUCUGGGUGGAAAUCAUCAGGAAGUGGAAGGACGCCAAGCUUAUCAUAGACGAGGAGCUCGUGUGCUCCAUGGGCCGCUUACUGAUCAUGUCGCCCAACAUUGAGGAGAAGCGUAGGGUCUUUCAGCUGCUCGAGCAGACUAUGAACAUUCCCAACCUCAUCGAGAACCCGGAACUCGGCGCGGAGAGAGACGAGAACAUGAAGGACAUUGCCAGAAGCGCACCUUUGACCGUGCCCAAUUCCCCCAAGACGACGUAUGCCGUCCCAGGACGCAACACCAUGUCGCUCAUCAUGGCAGCCCUGGCGUCGACGCGCGAAAUCACCUCGGGCAUCAAGUACUGGAAUCUUCUGGUCAGCCACUAUGGUGUCCUCCCGGACCGCGACAACUGGCUUCGUAUGUUCGGCAUGCUCAAGGUCAGCAAGUCCAGUGCCUACGCUUCUGCUAUCCUCGACAUUGUGCCCGCCGAGUAUAUCGAUGGAAAGCACUUCAAGAUCGCCAUGGAGACCUGCGUCCGCGAUAGUCUGAACCGAAAUGCCGUGAAGAAUGCCACGACCGUGUUGGACACCAUGCUUCGACGCAUGAAGGAGCCCGACCUGAUGACGCUCCGCCUCUAUCUCCGCGUCGCCCUCGUCACGCACAAGCAGAUCCGUGCUCAGGCCGCAGCGGGUGACCUCGAUGCCGCCAAGCGCGUCUACGGCGAGCAGAUCACCCUCGCCUUGUCCAAGCUCUGGGAACCAUAUCGCCAAGCCCACUACCACCACUUUGAGCUCGUGAAGCCCAUGAGCGAAGUGAGCAAGAGGAUCAACUACAACAACCAGCGUGAGGUGAUUGCCCUAGCGCGUGCCAUGGUCAGUGCUUUCGACAAGGUCCUGCAUGAGCAGAUGCUGUCCGAGACCGAUCUCAAGGAGAUCAAGCACACCGCCGCCCACAUCAACCGUCAGAUCAAGGACUUUUACAGCACCCCGAUCCAAAGGCAAAAGGACCGCGAAGAUGAGGCAGAUGAUAACUCGCCAGCCCCCCAGCAGGAAGAAGGCGAGCACAUGUUCAAGGGCAAAGAAUGGGUAUGGGACACCUACACUUCCCCUACGAAGCCGGAGCGCCCGCAGCGUGAGAAGCCGGAGCGAACCACCAACUCGCGCGAAGGACAAGCUCCCAGAAAGCCUCGUGAGCAGCUCAACCACAGGAACAGCAACAGCCGUUCGGGGUCAUCUGGUGGGCUGGGCUCUAAAGCACGAGCACGCUAUUCGCGAGAAGCUCAGAUGGAUCAGAAGAAGGACAGCCUGCAGCGUCGCGAUCGGCGUUUGGUGGAGGAAUGA